Messenger RNA from Rhineura floridana, 8294 nucleotides. Its product is annotated as gastrula zinc finger protein XlCGF26.1-like. NCBI's taxonomy places the organism in Eukaryota, Metazoa, Chordata, Lepidosauria, Squamata, Rhineuridae. The record is from RefSeq and is a predicted model, not a curated record. Gene Ontology annotation, cellular component: nucleus. Bases 105 to 1937 code for a protein of 610 amino acids. The transcript is spliced from 8 exons. Gene Ontology annotation, molecular function: DNA-binding transcription activator activity, RNA polymerase II-specific; DNA-binding transcription repressor activity, RNA polymerase II-specific; RNA polymerase II cis-regulatory region sequence-specific DNA binding. Gene Ontology annotation, biological process: negative regulation of transcription by RNA polymerase II.
ACUCAUUUUGUGUAUUCCUGCGUGGACUCGUGAGAGUUGCUGGACUGCCUUCAGGUCUAUUCCGACUUAUGGCGACCCUGUGAAUAGGGUCUUCAUGGGAAGGUAUGCAUGUGCGUGUGUGUAAAUCUCUUGCCUUCUGCAUGUCUGGAAUGAAGCCUCUUAUACAAAGCACGGUUCAAACUCUUUCCACCCAAACUCCCUCGGGCUUGGCAAAAGCGAAGUUGAACUACCUCCGUGACUUUCCCGCACAGUGCCACCAGUCUGCAGGAAGGAAGGUGCAGAACGAUAGCCGUGCUUCAGACUGGAAUAUCCCCCUCCUUCCAACAGAAAAGCAAAUGGAGGAAGCAGAUCCAACUCAGGGGCCUGUGGCCUUUGAAGAUGUGGCCGUAUAUUUCACAGAGGGACAGGCAGCUUUACUGGAUCCAGACCAAAGGGCCUUGUACAAGGAGGUCAUGCUGGAGAAUUAUGGGAACGUGGCCUUGUUGGGAGGAUCUGAAGUCCACAAGCCUGCCCUGAUUUCUCAGCUGGAGCGAGGAAAACAGCCAUGGGUGGACAAUCCUCAGGUCUUGGAUGAAGAGGCACCCAGAUCCAGCUCAGGAAACUAUAGGAAGAAAAAUGUGUGUCCAGAGUGUGGAAGAUGCUUUUCUGACAUGUCGGUCCUUCUUGAACAUCAGAGAUCCCACUCGGAAUGGAGACCCUAUAAAUGUGUGGACUGUGGGAAAUGUUUUUCUGGAUUUUCGGAGCUUUUGAGGCACCAGAGAGUUCACGUGGUAGAGAAACCAUAUCAAUGCUUGGAGUUUGAAGAAUGUUUUGAUGUCAAAGCAAUUGUUGUUGGCCAUCAUAGAAUCCACAUGGGAGAGAAACCUCACAAAUGCUCAGAAUGUGGGAAGUCUUUUGAUUUCAAAUCAACCCUUGCAACACACAUGCGUAUCCACACUGGGGAGAAACCUUAUAAGUGCUUAGAGUGUGGGAAAUGUUUUGCUCGAAAAGGGAAUCUUGCUGGGCACCGGAGGCUCCACAUGACUGAGAAGCCUCAUAAAUGCAUGGAAUGUGGGAUGUCUUUUGCUCAACAAUCAAAACUUGCAGGUCAUCAGAGAGUCCACGAGGAACUUUUCAAGUGCUUCGAGUGUGGGAAAUGUUUUCCUCACAAAGGGCUCCUCAUCGAACAUCGGAGGGUCCACACAGGAGAGAAACCGUUUAAGUGCUUGGCCUGUGGGAAAUAUUUUUCUCGGAAAUCGAACCUUGAUGACCACCAGAGAAUCCACACGGGAGAGAAACCUUACAAAUGCUCGGUGUGCGGGAUGUGCUUUGCAGGCCGGUCGUCCCUCACGUACCACUACCGAGGCCAUACUGGAGAGAAACCUUUCAAGUGUUUGGAAUGUGGGAAAGAUUUUGCCGACCGGUCGUCCCUCCAGUACCACGAAAGAGGCCACACAGGAGAGAAACCAUACAGCUGCUUUGAGUGCGGGAGAAGUUUUGCCAGCAGGUCGUCCCUAGUUUGCCACCGGAGAACCCACACAGGGGAGAAACCUUAUCAGUGUGUGGAGUGCUUGAUCAGCUUUGCCGACAAGUCGGGCCUCAUAUGCCAUGAGAGAGUCCACACAGGAGAGAAACCAUACACCUGCCUGGAGUGCGGGAAAUCGUAUUCCUUCAGGUCAUCCCUCGUGUGCCAUGAGAGAUCCCACACGGGAGAGAAACCUUACCAGUGUUUGGAGUGUGGGAAAUCUUAUUCUGACAGGUCGUCCUUUGUUUACCAUCAAGGGACGCACACAGGAGAGGAACGCUACAAGUGUCUGGAGUGUGGAGCGUGUUUUGCUCCAAAGCGACCCCUUUCGAGGAUCCACGGCAUCCCUGUGGUGCAACACCCUAUUCAUCAUGAGACCUGCUCUUUCUAUCUCAAGCUGAAAAUGGAAUCGGAGAUAAAAGAAGAAAAAUAACGAUUGGAACCCAGGAGCACCCGCCCACGGGGUAGGGUGGGGACAGGAAGUUGCAGUAUCUCUGUUUACACAAUGUCUCAGUUUACCGUCUUCAUCAGUGGCUGUGAACCUCUGGAAACUAGCGCUUGAAUGUAGCGAGUAAGUCAGAGGAUAGGAUUAAGGUGGCCUAAAUAUUUGCCAUGUUGAGCUUUAUUCUUGGAAGGGCUUUUCCAUGGAGUCUUUUGCCACGAACAUAUUUCUGUCAUUAAGGCCACAUUCACACCAUAGCUUUAUUCCACUCUUAUUCCACUAUAAACAUUCACAGCUUCCCCGAAAUAAUCCUGGGAACUGUAGUUUGUUAAGGGUGCUGGGAAUGGUGGCUCUGCAAGGAAAACGACAGUUCCCAGGAUUCUUUGGAGGGGAAGCCACGUGCUUUCGAUAUAUGGUAUGUAUGGAGCCAUUGAAACAGCCCCUUAGUCCAGACUGUGGAGUGCCUGUGGCUCUGCAGACAGUGCUGUACUCCCCCUCCCAUCAGCCCCAUCCAACAUGGCCCAUGGCAGUGGCGGCUGGGGGUCCAUGAAAGUAGGGCAGUGGAAUUUGCUCUGGGUUUUAGUCUGACCUUUCAAGGAGCUGUCGUAAGAUGCUGAAACAUAUUCCCACAAUAGGUUCACCACCUUGGACAGCUCCUUGGAAGGUCAGACUACAACCCCGAGUGGAUUCCACUGCUCCUCUGACAUGGAGCCACCAGCUGCCAAUGGCAAGGGAUUAUGGGAGUUGUAGUCAAGCAAUAUAUGGACGAUCACAAGUUCCUCACUCCUCCUUAGUCCCUGUGCCCUAUCUAAAGUACAUGAAAUAAAUGCAGCAUCUUCUGCUGUUCACCCCUAACCUCCCUCUCCGUCCCCUCCCUCUGUAAGCUCCUCAAGGCAGAGUUCUGUCCUCUUGUGCUUUGUAAAGUGCCCUUUGGACAGUGCACUCCAGCCUAGGCAACCAGGGGCCACUGGGAAGCUGCCCCCUUGCCUCCCAAGGACAACAUCAUGGCAGCCUGGCCACAACUGCCAACCAUCUGUAGGGAUCUUGCUUCACCCCUCCCUGCUUGGAAGAACACUUAGAAGAACUUUAUAAACCUAGAACUAGUGCCUGGGCUUGCUUUUUUCUUCAUUCUCCCUCCCAAUUCCUUUUCCUUUCAUGCCAUGUCUUUUUAAUUGCAGACCUGAGAGCAGGGGCCAUCUUAGUAUGGAUCAUUGUAAGCUGCUGUGGGAGCCUUUUUUUUUUUUGCUAUAGGAAAUGGAAAUGGACGGCCUUCAAGUCAAUUCUGACUUAUGGCGACCCUACGAAUUGGGUUUUCAUGGUAAGCAGCAUUCAGAGGGGGUUUCCCACUGCCUCCCUCUGAGGCUGAGAGGCAGUGACUGGCUCAAGGUCACCCAGUGAGCUUCAUGGCUGUGUGGGGAUUCGAACCCUGGUCUCCCAGGUCGCAGUCCAACACUCCAACCACUAUGCCACACUGGCUCUCUUUUUGCUACAGAGCAGGGUUAAAAAAAUACUGUUGAACAACAUUAUAUAAAUAGCAAGAAGUGGGGACGCACAAUAAAAUCUCCUGUUCAGGGCUUUGACAGGGGACAUGUAUCAGUGUCCACAGAUUGCCAGGAGGGGAAGGAUGGCUUUUAUAGCCUUGAACACAAGCACUCUAUUCCUUCAUAGCAGGGGCAUCUGGAAGCUUCUAAGGAGUAGGGAAGGAAGUCGCGCCCCGUUUUCUUCUCCCUCAGAAAGGAUCCUGCAAAGCUGGAAAAGGUUCAUAAAAGGUUAACCAAAAUGAUCUAGCAGUUGGAGCGACUCCUUUGGCAAGGAAAGGCUGUAACAUUUUGGGCUCUUUAGUUCAGAAGAAAAAGCUAAUAAAGGGGGAGAGACAUGAUAGAGGUGUAUAAAAUUAGGCAUGAUGUGUAGAAAAUGGUUAGAUAUUAAUGUUUUCUCCCUCACAAUGCGGGGGUGGGCAUCUAAUAAAGCUGAUUGUUGGAAGGCUCAGGACAGACAAAAGCCCUCCUUCACGCAGCACUUAGUUAAACUAUGAAAUUUGCUCCUACAGGAAGCUGUGAUGGCCACCAGGUUGGAUGGCUUUAAAAGGGGAUUAGAAAAAAAAUAUAAGGCUGCCAAUGGCGUUUUGGCCAGGAUGGCUAUGUCCAGCCUCCAGGAUCAGAGGUAGUAAAUGCCUCUGGCUACCAUUUGCUGGGAAUCGCAAGUGGGGAGAGCUGCGCUAUUGCCCUCAGGCCCUGCUUGACGGCUUCCCAUUGGGGCAUCUGGUCAGCCAUUGAGAGAACAGGAUGCUGGUCUAGGUGGGCCAUUGGCCUGAUGCAGUAGCCAGGCUCGUCUUAUGUACCUAUAUCCUUCCUCCUGAAAUCUCCCUGUAUAGUGUGGGGAGGAACUUGUUAUCUUCAUUGCACGCAUACCAGGUGACCCCUAUCUUCCCCUCUGUGGGUUAGUAUUCUACAUCAUACGUAUAUUUAUUCCACUAUCAUUCUUAUUUCAGUAAUGGUUUCCCCCAAAGCAUGCUGGGUAGUUUGUGAAGGGUGCUGAGAGUUGUUAGGAGACCCCCUAUUCCCCUCACGAAGCGACAGUUCUCAGAGUUCCUUGGGGAAAGGGAUUGACUGUUAAACCACUCUGAGAUUGUAGCUCUGAGGGGAACAGGGCUCUCCUAACAACUCUCAGCAUCCUUCACAAACUCCAGUUCCCAGGAUUCUUUGGGAGAAGCCAGGUGCUUUAAAUGUAUGGUGUGGAUGUGACCCCUGUCUUCUCACGGCCCCAUUUGCUCUAUAUAUUUAAAGCAGUUUCAUACAACUUUAAACAGUCAUGGCUUUUUUGCAAGAAUCCUGGCAAAUGUAGCUUAUUAAGGGUGCUGAGAGGAGAUCCCUAUUCCCCUCACAGAGCUACAUUUUCCAGAGUGGUUUAACAGCCAAUCCCUAUUCCCAGGGAACUCAGGGAAUUGUAGGUUUCCUAAUAAUUCUCAGCAUCCUUCAUUAACUACAGUUCCCAGGAUUCUUUGGGGAAAGCCAUGACUAUUUUAAAGUGGCAUCAUACUGCUUUAAAUGUCCAGUGCAGAGAGGGCCUCAGGUAAGCCCCCUUAGGGAAUCUAGCAGGCCAUAUCUCCCAUUACCUUCAUUCCCCGCCCCCUUCCAGCUGACACCCUCAACAUUCAUUUAGGACUUUGAAGCUCACGGGUUCUUGGUUUUUUUAGUAACUUUUUUUUUAGAAAAUUCUUUUUCUUUUAACUUGCAGAUUAAUGCACUUCUCUGCACUUAGGGACGCUUGCACAGCGUAUUCAGAAACCACUGCCUUCAUUUUGAAAAGUGUCAACAAUUAUGUGAUGUAUGGAUUUUAUUAAAUGAACGCAUAAAUUUUGGGGCAGCCCCAUUUCUCUGCUAAACUGGUAGGCAACAGGCCCACUGCUGCUGCCAAGCCCACUUGGGUUGUUUGAGAGGUUCCAGGAAUUUGGGGAUUGUCCCGUUAUGGUCUGUUUAAGAAACUUGCAGUAAGAUUUCAUCAGAUUCUUUGAUGUGGCUGAACUAAGCAGAGAGUAUUAUUAGGUCUAUUACAGAAAAUUAUCAGCAGCAUUGUUGGUUAUAACAGAAAAUGUAGAAACCUGUUACCUAUUUGAUCUACAAAUAGGUUUCUCUGUUAGCUUUGGCUCAUAAGAGAGAUGUCCUUUAAUCCUGCGUUCUCCAACCUGCGCUAGCUGGGGCUGAUGGGAACUAUAGUCCAAAACAUUUGGAAGGCACUGGGUGGGGGAAGGUUGCUUUAAUUGCUCUCAGCAUCUUAAAAAUGUUGCUGCUGGCAAUGUUUUGCACAUUGAAGGAAUCCGAAGUCUAUUAAUGCUUAAGCUUACAGUCAAUUAUUUCUUUUUUAAUCCUUUAUUGAUUUCGAGCAUUGGUCACUGCAAUAUAUUUUUGACUAGGAACAUGCCUUUGGCAACAAUACAUGUGAAAAGGAUAUAGUGGGUCUAACAAGCACAAUCCUCUACGUGUCUGCUGAGAAGAAAGUCUCACUGACUUCAAUGAGGCUAAUUCCCAGAUAGCUAGGUAUAGGAUUGCAGUCUUUGGCUGCAUUACACACCAGCCAUACUUUUAAAAUACAUGUCUUCCCCCAGAGAAUCCUGGAAAUUGUGGCCUAUUAAGAAUGAUGAGAGUUGUAUCUCUGCGAGGGGUAAACUACAGAUCUCAGGAUUCUUUGGUGUGCUUUAAAUAUAUGGGGUGUAAGCAGCCUUAUUUGAGCAGAAGCUGAACAUGAGCCAAAGGUGUGAUGUGGCUGCUAGGAAAUCCGGUGUAGUCUUAGGGCACCUCCGGACUAGCGUCUUUGGUGAGUGUAUUGUACACCAUGUAAUUGAUGCAACGGGAGUGCGUUAGUGGUGGAUGUACACUGGACCCUCCACACAUCAUUCCACUUUAUGAGUUUUUCUGUGAUGCUUCCCCAAUAUUAGCACAUUAUUUACAUCUGGAAAGGCACUCUUGCACUAUAGUGUAAUAAAAGUGGGAUACAAAAAAAGAGGAAAAUUUGUGGUAUAAAAAGUUACAGGAUAUCAGCAGGAAGCUAUGGGAUAUGAUGCACCGAUUGGAAAUGAAAGCAGUGUGCCCACCCAGAAACCUUUGCAGGCACAAACAGUAUUGAAAUCAGGUUUGCGUAUGAAUGCUCUGAUGCAAUCAUGAGCACCAGUCAUCAUGAAUGCACAAUUAAAGGGGGUCUGGAGGAGCCUUUAGGCCGCGAUCACAGAAGGAACAUACCUUAUACUAAAUCAGACCAUUGGUUCAUCCAGCUCAGUUCUGUCUAUACUUACUGGCAGCGCCUUUCCAGGGUUUCAGGCAAGAGUCUCUCCAAGCUGUACCUGGAGCUGCAGAGAAUUGGAACCUUCUGCACUCAAGGCAGAUGUUCUACCACUGAGCUACGGCAUAGGGACACACAGGGACGAAGGGAGCGGCAUUACACUAAGUCGGACCAUUGGUCCAUCUAGUUCAGUACUGUUUGCACUGACAGGCAGUAGCUCAGUGGUAGAGCAUAUGCUUUGUCUUCAGAAGGCUCCAGGUUCAAUCCCCAGAUGGCAUCUCCAGGUCAAACUGGGAGAGAUCCCCUUGUAUGAAACCCUGGAGAACCAGUCAGUGUAGCUCAGUGUUCUUCAACCUUGGGUCCCCAGAUGCUGUUAGACUGCAACUCCCAUCAUCCCCCAGCCGGCUUGGCGAAUGGCCAGGGAUGAUGGGAGCUGUAGUCCAACAACAUCUGUGGACCCAAGGUUGAACAGUAGCAUAGAUAAUAUGGGGCUAGAUGGGCCAAUGGUCUGACUCGGUAUAAAGGAGCUUCCCACAUUUCUUGUUCUCUGCUGCUCAAGAGGGCACGAUUGGAAUGGAUGGGUGGAAAUUUCAAGGAAGCAGAUUCCAGCUAAACAUUAGGAAAAAAAUUAUAUGAGUAACAGCUGAUUGACUGAUUGAACCGACUGCCUCGGUAGGUGGUGGGCAAUGGAGGUAUUUAAACAGAGGCUGGAUGACGACUUUUCAGGGAUGCUGUAGAUGCAUCCUGAUCCACCACAGUAGAUCACCACUGAGCAGAGGAUUGGACUAGAUCAGGGUCCCCAAUGUAGUGCCCAUGGGCACAAUGACUCCCUUGAAGUCAUCCCCUGGCAUCCAUAUAGCCUCUGAGUCCAGCCCACCCCCACUCACUGCCUCCCUUGGUCAUGAGGCAGUGAGGGCAGAAACCUUUUUCGCCCUUGAAAAUUCCAUAGAGCUGAAGGAGGAAGUUGGAAGAGAGAUACUCUUUUCCGCUUCCUCUUUCAGCUCUGUGUGCUUUUCAAGGCUCAGAUAAAUUCCAUGGGUUGUAUCCAACUAAGUUUUACUCAGAAUAGACCCACUGGAAUUAAUUGAUCUAGGUUAGUCAUGCCCAUUCAUGUCAGUGGGUCUACUGUGAGUAGGGCUGACUACAACCCUGUGUGACCUGAUUUGUACUCAAGAUUCUUUGGGACAGUGAUGUGCAUGUCCUGGGUGGAGGCUGAUUUCAGGGAGGGAGAAGAGAAGCAAUCAGUGGAGAUGAUGUCAGCACUGGCUAAAAAAAAUUGAAUGUGCCUACAGCCCCAAAAAAGUUGGUGACACCAAGGAUUAGAUACCUCCAAUGUCCCUUCAAUGCUAAUGUUCUGUUUUAAACAAUUUAGAACAUCUGAGUAAGUUUUCAGAUAUCAGGACCUUUGUCUGUAUUUCAUUUCUCUGUUUCUAUAUAAAUAAGCUUCUUUUUCUGUUCAGCAAAAAAAUAAUAUCCCACGUCACUGUUUUUGCAGGUAGAAAAUAAUUGUCGUGUUCUCAUCUAUUAUUUAAAUAAAAAGUUAGUGCAAAAUGCAUUUUUGGUGCAGGGAGC